Adineta steineri is the source of this 158-nucleotide messenger RNA. The record is from the annotation of a GenBank genome assembly. Lineage: Eukaryota; Metazoa; Rotifera; Eurotatoria; Adinetida; Adinetidae.
GUAUGAAACGACUUAAAGUUCAACUGAAAAAACUUCGAAAUGAUACGAAUACCAACAUAAAUAGUUCAUGUCCAAAUCAAACUCAAACAGCAGCUAGUAAUAGUCCAAACAACCUUAAUGGAAAUUCGCCUACAACAUCAAAAAAAUCUUCAUAUUAA